This is a messenger RNA of Pristis pectinata (smalltooth sawfish), 4035 nucleotides long. RefSeq names its product family with sequence similarity 171 member A1 (gene fam171a1). Gene Ontology annotation, cellular component: plasma membrane. NCBI's taxonomy places the organism in Eukaryota, Metazoa, Chordata, Chondrichthyes, Rhinopristiformes, Pristidae. The record is from RefSeq and is a predicted model, not a curated record. The transcript has 8 exons. Bases 297 to 2864 code for a protein of 855 amino acids. Gene Ontology annotation, biological process: stress fiber assembly; regulation of cell shape.
GGGAGCAGCGGGUGGCGCCGCAGCUCUAGCCGCUGCCUCUGGUCGCGCCUCUCGGGGGAGGGGAGAGGGCGAGCGAGGGAGGGAGUUAAAGCGCCAGGGAAGCUGACUCCAGACGGAUUGAGGUUGGAAAGCAGUGAAGACGGCAGCAGGGGCUGUGGAGGAGGAGGAGGAGGAGGAAGAGGAAAAAGAGAGGAGGAAGGAAGGAAGCAGGCAGGCAAAGCGCCGUCCAGGGGCGGCAGCGUUAAAUAUGGGCGGCCCUGCGUUAUUGGCGCCCGUCUCCUCCCGCUGACCGAAGGAUGAGCCGCUUUUCGCGCUCCGCCGCCUUCCUGCUUUGCCUCCUCGGCUGCCAUGUGUGGAAAGCGGUCACGAAAACCCUUCACGAGCGGCGCGCACAAGAAGUGACGCUAAAGGUCCAUGUGAGUGAUUCCAGUACACAUCAGCCUUUAGGUAAAGUCUUCAUUGAGAUCUUUACCAACCAGACUUCAUUUGCUUCAGAAUAUUCAGAGGCAGAUGGGAUAGCCUUCAUCAGCUUUAACUAUACACUUGAAGAACAACUGUUUAUUGUUGCAACAAAACAUGGUUAUGUGCCAAACUCCUCACCAUGGCUGGCCACCAAACUGCCCUUGUUUUCAUCUGUGAGCCUCCUUCUGUAUCCUGAGCGGUCAGCAACCCUGAUGGUAUAUGAUGAUGUUGUUCAGAUUGUCUCUGGAUUUCACGGCACACUAAUUCAGCCGAGGAUCCAGUUCCAGAGAAGGUCUCUCAAUUUGCCAAAGAACUUAACCUAUCGGGACCUGAUUGCUUUUCUUACAGUUGCUAUCACUCCUUGGGAAGUAGGUGGUUUCCCAUAUUUACAAGGAAUUGAUGUAAAUCGAACAGGAAACAGCAGCAGGUUUGAGCUGAAUCCUGUCGUAGCAGUGAGUGUUCAUCUGUUGAUUGGUGAUGGAACUGAAAUCCAAGUGAACGGGCCUAUUUGUGUGACCAUUCCUCUGCCAGCCAGCAGCACUUUGAAGCACGGCGAUGCUCUUCCAGCAUGGAAGCUUGAUAAGAAAAUUGGUGCUUGGCUGAAUAGUGGAUUGGGCAUUGUGCAAAAAGAAGGGGAUUAUUUCACUUGGACCUAUUUUGCUCCACAGUUGGGUUACUGGAUUGCAGCCAUGUCUCCUCAAAGCCCUGGUAAUCUGGGUGGUGUUGGAGCCAGUGACAUCACUGUCUACCAUACUGUCUUCCUAUUGGCUAUUCUCGGAGGGAUGACCAUCAUUUUGCUUGUUUUGCUUUGCUUACUCAUCUAUUAUUGCAGGAGAAAAUGCCUAAAACCCCGUCUGCAUCAUAGGAAAAUUCAGUUGUCCUCUGCAUUGGAUAGUUCAAAGAAGGACCAAGCAACUUCUAUGUCUCACCUCAACUUAAUUAGUGCUGUCCACAUGGAACUUGUAUCCAAUGGAGAGGCAGAUGUUCAUACGCCAAUGCUUAAGCCCUCAUAUAGUACUUCACGAGAAUUCAGUUCAAGAGAAGAAUUAAUUUCACAUCGGGAUCCAACUUUGAGAGAUGCAUUGAAGGACGACUAUUGUAGGUCUCCUAGAAGCUAUCGUCUCAAAAUAGCCAGAUCAAUUGAUACUUCUGAAGAUUUUGAAUCUCCUGUGAGAGAAGAAUAUCGGAAGAGCUACAACUCUGUUGUUUCCCAACCACUGUUGGAUAAAAGGGAUAAAGAAGUUCAGGCUUCAAUGAGCCUGUUUACCACUGACAGUAAAAGUAGCAUCCGGGACCCGGAUUAUCAACUAUCAUAUGUUCCCGACAAAGCACAAAACACUGACAGAAAAGCAACUGAUUACAUGAUGUCUCGGUCUGUUGAUCACCUUGAAAGACCAACCACUUUUCCCCAGCCAGGUCAAUUGCUUUGUUGCAGUUCAGCAGAUGAGGUGAAUGACAAUGUUUAUAGAAAAGUGCUCCCUACAUUAGUCAUUCCUGCCCAUUAUAUGAAAUUGCCUAUGGGACAGCCCUUGACUGCCCCAGCAGAACAACAGGUAGAGUUGGAGAGGCUUCAGGCAGAUCUUUCACUUUCUCACCAACAGUUACAUCCGCAUUCUCAGCAGCAACAGCAAGUGACACCACAAGCUUUAUCACAGCAGCAACUUCAGGAAGCAGAAGGGGAAGACUGGAGUCCACAGUCAAGUGCCAUGUCAGAAUCUGUGUCUAUCCCAGCAACACUCAGCGAAGCUGCAAUGGCUCAAAUGAAUGGUGAAGUGCAACUCUUUACUGAAAAAGCACUUCUGGAACUUGCUGGAGGAAAGCCUCUCCCUCACCCUAGAGCUUGGUUUGUGUCCCUGGAUGGCCGUGCAAAUGCCCAGGUUAGACACUCUUACAUUGACUUGCAGAAAGCUGGAAAGAACGGGAGCAAUGAUGCCAGCUUGGAUUCUGGUGUGGAUAUGAAUGAAUCGAAGCCCUCUCGAAAGGGGAAAGAAGCGCGGGAACGGAAUCUUUCUGGCAGUAUGACGUACACGAGGCUGGUGUACAUGGAUGACAUGGAGCAGAGUGGCAGUGAAAGUGGUACAGCAGUUUGCAGUCCAGAGGAUGCUUCAAUGAAGCCACUGGAAGGUUCAGCUGAAGGAGAACACAGCAGCACAACAGAAUGUCUACAGAAUGAAAACAUUCAGAGGAUUGAAGAAAUUGAAGCAUGUCUCCCGACUAGUCCAAAACAUACUGAGAAUGCUGAUACUGAUGAUCAGAUGAUGAAUAUUGAAAAUGAUCGUAUUAAUGACAAUGAUCAAAUCAAUGAGAAUGAUGAUAAUGACAGCACAGACCAAGACGAGGAUAAAAAAAGCCCUUGGCAGAAACGAGAGGAAAGGCCUUUAAUUGCUUUUAAUUUGAAAUGAUAGCUUAUAGGUUUACUCUUGCUGGAGUUUAAAAAAAAAUAAAUUGCCAAAUAUUCUUUUAUGAAAAUGCUUGUUCAGUUUUGAGAACUUCAGAUCUUUAAAAACAAAAAGGUUAAACACAUAAAUAUAUUUGAAAAGAACUGUGAAUGAUGUUCUGAUCUUUCUGAUGGUGUGGAGAGAGAGUUUCCAAAGCAAAUGUUGCUUGAAUGAAGACCUAUAAGAUUGCCAGAUGAUUAUAGCAAGACAAAUGUCUUCAGAUUUAUUUUUACCAUAAAUGACCUAUUGUGCAAAAUAUUCAAUUCCAUCCCAGAUAUUUUACCCAAAUAUCCCUGUAAUGAUGGCAGUUGAAGGAUUUCUACUUAUUUGCCAGAAUUUUACUGUAAUAGUGUUUUAAAAGACAUACAUAGAUGCUGUGUCCACAGGUAUGGAAUAUUUGAAAGAAAGGCUAUGCAUUGCUGCUUUUAAAAUUAUGUUGCUUAAAUUGUGUCUAAUAUUUGAUGUAAACUAUUUUCUUUAAGAUCUUUUAUUCUAUUAGAAUCAUGUUUAAUGUUGUUAGAACAUUUAGCUACCAGUAUGCUGUGAAUGACAACACUCAGUGAUGGCAUAAGCCUUUGACUAAAACCAAACUGUCCUCUUCAAAAAAAAAUCUGAUCCGGUAUUCUCCAAGUGCCUUCAUGAUUUUCAGUAAGCAAACCCUAUUUCAAUAGUUCUUGUCUCUGGACUGUUGAAAUUCUGCUUUUCAUAAUUGUCAGUUUUUUGACAGUUCUUUAAUGAUUUGCAUGCAAUUAUCAAUCAUUUGUGCUUUUUUUGUCAUGCUUAAAAUACAACAGUAUACUGUAGGUAGUAAUGUGUAUUGUAUUACUGGUUUGCUGUUGAACUACAGACUAGACUAGAGGACUUAUAAAGAGACAUGAAGAAAGUAGCCUCGACUGGAUGUUCUGUAAAUAUUGUGUGUUUGGCUGCAGUUGAAUGUUUUAAUUGCUAGCAUUUCCAAUGUCUUUCUAAUUGGGACUAUUGAGUGGUCAAGAGUGAGUGAUCAGUGUGUUUAAGACAACAUUUUACCCCUCUGUAUCAUCUUACAGUGCCAGGAUUCCUUCACUGUACAAUCUUUUGGAUUGUUUGCUUGUUUCUCUAUUUCUAAUUGCUCAAAAUAAAUCUUGGGUAAAAGCUA